Messenger RNA from Mugil cephalus (flathead mullet), 2186 nucleotides. RefSeq names its product CPD photolyase (gene cpdp). Gene Ontology annotation, molecular function: deoxyribodipyrimidine photo-lyase activity. NCBI's taxonomy places the organism in Eukaryota, Metazoa, Chordata, Actinopteri, Mugiliformes, Mugilidae. The record is from RefSeq and is a predicted model, not a curated record. Gene Ontology annotation, biological process: photoreactive repair. The transcript is spliced from 10 exons. Bases 156 to 1802 code for a protein of 548 amino acids.
GUGUGGUCAUGUAACUAACUGGUUGUGUAAAGGGAAACGAGAUAGCUACGUGUUUCUGGCUGGGCUGCUAUCACAACACUCUUUUUAUCUGCCGUGGUUUUGGUCAGCGUUUUUCCUCGAGUUGAGGGAGCCUCACUUGAAGUUUUAUACUCUGCAUGUUGCCGAGUAUUUGGAGGAGCUCAUCCUUUGCAUCUGCACCGAGGCGAUUCUUGAAGCUUGUUAUUCAUCGUAUUCAUUGGCCCAGCACCGCACUUUUCCUCUCGGCAGACUCAUUCAUCAGUGAAACAAUUAUGGCGGACAAAAAGCGCAAGGCCACAUCUGCUGCAGCUGCUCCAGAGCCCGCGACCAAGCUGCAGAAGAAGGAGAGGGCCGGGGGGUGGCUGCAGAGCCUUGUUCAUCAGCAUAGGUCAGACCAGAUGAAAGAGAAAUUCAACAAAAAGCGCCUGCGUUUUGUGUCUGAAGCUGAAAAGAUAAAGCAGGGCUCGGAGGGUGUCCUGUACUGGAUGUUGAGAGACCACAGAGUACAAGAUAACUGGGCUCUGAUCCAUGCCCAGCGGCUUGCUGUGAAGGAGAACCUCCCUCUGCACAUCUGUGUUUGCCUGGUUGUGCCGAAAUCAGAACUGUCCACUCUGAGGCAUUACAGCUUCAUGCUGAAGGGUCUGGAAGAGGUUGCAAAGGAAUGUGAAAAUUUAAAUAUCCAGUUCCACUUGCUGCAUGGUGUACCGGGGGACGUUCUCCCUGGCUUUGUGUCUGACCACGGCCUGGGGGCAGUGGUGACGGACUUCUCCCCGCUCAGAGAACCACUACAGUGGUUGAAGGACAUCAAAAAGAGACUUCCCAAGGACGUUCCCAUCAUACAGGUUGAUGCCCAUAAUGUAGUUCCUUGCUGGGAAGCAUCACCUAAACUUGAGUACGCUGCCAGGACGAUUAGAGGAAAAAUUACCAAGCUUUUGCCUGAGUUCCUCACUGGUUUUCCUCCAGUAGAGAACCAUCCACACACUGCAACAAGAACUGCCAAACCAGUCGACUGGGAUAAAACCCUAGCGUCCCUGAAGGUUGACAGAACUGUGGGAGAGCCGGCAUGGGCUAAGCCAGGCACCAAAGCAGGGCUGGACAUGCUGGAGUCCUUCAUUGAUGAACGCCUUAAGCUGUUUGACGCCAAACGCAAUGACCCAAAUGUUGCCGCCCUCAGCCAGCUUUCCCCGUGGAUCCGUUUCGGGCAUAUCUCGGCCCAGCGUGUGGCUCUGCAGGUUCAGCACAGCGGGAAGAGCGCGGGUCACUCCACCGCCUCCUUCAUCGAGGAGCUCGUGGUGCGCAGGGAGCUGACUGACAACUUCUGCUUCUACAACAAGAAAUACGACAGCAUUGAAGGUGCAUAUGAGUGGGCCCAGAAGACCUUGAAAGAUCAUGCUAAAGACAAAAGGCCUUAUCUCUACACACGUGAGCAGCUGGAGAAAGCUAAGACACACGACAAGCUGUGGAACGCGGCUCAGUACCAGAUGGUUGUUGAGGGGAAGAUGCACGGUUUCUUAAGGAUGUACUGGGCUAAAAAGAUUCUGGAGUGGACCUCCUCACCAGAGGAGGCGCUGUCCAUUGCUCUGUACCUGAACGAUCGCUACGAGCUGGAUGGCCAGGACCCGAACGGCUUUGUCGGCUGCAUGUGGUCUAUUUGUGGCGUCCACGACCAAGGCUGGGCAGAGAGAGCUGUCUUUGGGAAAAUCCGCUACAUGAACUACAAAGGGUGCCUUCGAAAGUUCAACGUUGCACAGUUUGAGAAAAAGUACUUUCCCAAAAACCUUUGAUGCCUCUGUACUGUUUAUGAAAUCCUUGAUCGUCUGCGUUACCUACACUUUGGCCUCAGGGAUCCUUUUUACACUCUUUCUACAUGUGACAAAUGUUCAAGUCGUUUGUUUUGUGUGAAACAUCUACGAUAUAAUUACUGGUUUUAAUGUUAGUUUGAACUAAAUAUUUAAUCUAAGGACUGCUGAAAUAAAGAGAGAAGAAGAGAGCAGAAAUUUAUUUUUUUUUAAAAAAGACUGGAGGACUGGACUUUGAACUCAGAAUAAAGUUAUCUGCAUUUACCGUCAUUUUUUUUUUUACUUCUUUUUUCACUUACUGUUUUGCUUGUGACAUUUGUUGUCUGUGGUACAAAUAAUAGUACAAAACCAUUAAACAGUUGGAUACCA